This is a messenger RNA of Lycium barbarum (goji berry), 1822 nucleotides long. Its product is annotated as protein PIN-LIKES 7-like. Gene Ontology annotation, biological process: endoplasmic reticulum to cytosol auxin transport. NCBI's taxonomy places the organism in Eukaryota, Viridiplantae, Streptophyta, Magnoliopsida, Solanales, Solanaceae. The coding region runs from base 308 to 1558 and encodes 416 amino acids. The transcript has 11 exons. The record is from RefSeq and is a predicted model, not a curated record. Gene Ontology annotation, cellular component: membrane.
AAGUUCAAUUGCAUUCUUUUUUUUUUCAUUCUUCUUAUAUUACAAAUUCAACUCCUAUUUUUUCCUCCGACGACGCUUUUUUUUUUUCUUCCUCUGUCGUCGGAUUUUCAAGAAUCAAUUUCGUCAAAAAUAAAUAAAUUACGGAGAUAUAUAAUUCCAGGAUUCGGCCUCUUAUUAUAGUAUUGAGCCGUUAGAUAGAGACAUUCAUCACUGUUUAUAAAAUACCAGCAUUUGUGAAACUCCAUAGUAGGUCAUUUUUUUAGCUACAAAAAUUUGCAAGAAAAGGAAGAAAAAAAAAAAGAAGAAGAUGGGUUUCUGGACAUUAUUAGAGGUGGCAUCGAUGCCAAUAUUGCAAGUGCUGAUAAUAAGUGGAUUAGGAGCUGUAAUGGCCACUGAUUAUCUCAAGCUACUUCCUGCUGAUGCCCGCAAAUCCCUUAACAGAAUAGUGUUUGUGGCAUUUACGCCUUCCUUAAUGUUUGCGAGUUUGGCAGAGACUGUCACCUUUCAAGAUAUCGAAUCAUGGUGGUUUAUGCCCGUUAAUGUCGGGCUAACAUUUCUAUUUGGAGGCAUUCUUGGAUGGAUUGCGGUGAAAAUAUUGAAACCAAAGCCACAUCUUGAGGGACUUAUUAUUGCUGCAUGCUCAUCAGGAAACUUGGGAAAUCUUCUAUUGAUAGUCAUUCCUGCAAUUUGCAAAGAAGAUGGAAGCCCAUUUGGUGAUCAUAAAGUUUGUGCAUCUGUUGGCCUUUCCUAUGCUUCUUUCUCCAUGGCACUUGGUGGUUUCUACAUAUGGACAUACACAUAUCAGCUAAUACGUAGCUCAUCCUUGAAAUUUAAAGCACUAAAAUCAGCAGAGGAAGAAACCGUUAAAGAACCAAACAAGGACUUAAAUACUAAUGAAAAGUCUUACCUUCUUGACAACAAUUCUCAAGAUCAACUGCCUGUUAGUGUGACAAAAUCCACUGAAAAUCAAACUCAGAAAACAAGUAAAGUAGCAGCAGAAAUAGAGCCAAUAAUAGGAUCAUCAUGGAGCAAAAUAGUAGGGGUGUUACACACUUUCUUGGAAGAGCUAACGGCACCACCGACACUUGGAGCUAUCAUAGGAUUUCUGUUUGGGUCAGUGACAUGGCUGAAAAAUCUGGUGAUUGGGGAUGAGGCGCCCCUUAGAGUUAUUCAAGACUCUGUCAAAUUACUUGGGGAUGGAACCAUUCCAUGCAUCACCCUUAUACUUGGAGGCAACCUCACCCAAGGAUUGAGGAAGGCACAAGUGAAACCAUCGACCGUAAUAGCAGUACUUAGCGUACGGUAUAUCUUCAGUCCUUUGAUAGGGAUUGGAAUAGUUAAAGCAGCAGCCAAUUUAGGGUUCCUUCCAGCAGACCCUCUCUACCAUUUUGUGCUUAUGCUUCAGUACACUGUCCCACCUGCCAUGAAUAUCGGAACAAUGACACAAUUAUUUGAUGUAGCACAAGAAGAGUGUUCAGUUCUAUUCAUGUGGACUUACUUGGUAGCAGCACUAGCACUCACCAUUUGGUCCAGUGUAUUCAUGUGGCUCUUGUCAUAAUAAUACACUGAAUAUCAAGACACCCCAUUUAGACAAAGAAUUUUUUUUGCUUUUAAAUUCAUCUUUUAUUAUAGAAUAGGCAUACAAAUCUUAGAUACCAGAAGCACUUUUUUUUUUUUUUUUUUUUUUGUCUUAGGGGGUUCCAUUUCUAGCCAUAAUUCUUUUGAUGUAAACCAAUGUCGUUCCUCAUUUGAUUGCUAAAAGUCGAGAAGAUCUCAGUAUGUUUAUUCUACAUUUAUUUAUAAAUCAUUAUUUCUCAUGAAA